This is a messenger RNA of Asparagus officinalis (garden asparagus), 3919 nucleotides long. RefSeq lists its product as uncharacterized. NCBI's taxonomy places the organism in Eukaryota, Viridiplantae, Streptophyta, Magnoliopsida, Asparagales, Asparagaceae. The transcript has 7 exons. The coding region runs from base 451 to 3696 and encodes 1081 amino acids. Gene Ontology annotation, biological process: protein transport. The record is from RefSeq and is a predicted model, not a curated record.
CCCCCUCUAUUAGAAUGAAAUAGAAUAUUCUCGCCGUCCCUCUCACUUCCAUGAUUAAUUUAGCUGGGGGUCAUCACUAAUUAAUUUCACACCCUCACCCGCCAAGUCGUAAGUGGGCCCGCGCCAGUCCGCGGACGUGGCCGUUAACCCCGGGCACGCCGUGCUACGCCUCCCAAAAUGCCCCUCGGCACAAAGCCACCGCCCGUUACCCUCGAGGGCUCCUUCGUCAUUUACUCCCGCCAAUAUAAAGUUUGGUCAUUUUGGCAGGAACAAGCGAAGAAGGAAGAGUCGUCUUGGACAGACUCCACGACGAAAUUUGCUGCCGCUUCGAUCUUCGAAUUAAAUCCUAAAAGGGCCGAGGAAAAAAAAAAGACUAGAUUUCGAUCCUUUUGUGAUUCCUAAUAAUUCAUCGAAUUUAACAUCCGGACUCGAGGUCGACAGCGGUUCUCCAUGCUAUCCAAAAGCUUCAAGCCGGCAAAAUGCAAGACGUCGUCGAAGCUCGCGGUGGCUCGGAUAAAGCUGCUGAGGAACAAGAGAGGGGCUGAGGUGAAGAAAAUGAGGAGAGAACUGGCCCAGCUUCUUGAGAGCGGGCAGGAGAAGACUGCGCUGAUUAGGGUUGAACAUGUGAUCCGGGAAGAGAAAACAAUGUCUGCAUAUGAGCUCAUCGAGUUGUAUUGUGAACUUAUUGUGGCACGCUUACCAAUUAUUGAAUCACAAAAGAGCUGCCCCAUUGAUCUGAAGGAAGCAGUAUGUAGUGUGAUUUUUGCAUCUCCAAGAUGUGCAGACGUACCAGAACUUAUGGACAUUCGCAAGCAUUUUUCUGCAAAAUAUGGGAAGGAGUUCAUUCAUUCAGCUCUUGAAGUCCGACCAGAUUGUGGAGUUAGCCACAUGGUUGUUGAAAAGUUAUCAGCAUGGGCGCCUGAUGCUGAAACAAAGAUCAAGUCCUUGACAGCAAUUGCCCAAGAACAUAAUGUCAAAUGGGAUUCAAAAACAUUUGAAGAGCAACUCAAGAAGCCACAUGAUGACCUAUUGAAUGGGCCGACUGCCUUUUCUAGUGCCAGCAAGACGCCCAAGGAGUUAUCUAGUGUGAAAUACUCAACUGCUUCUGCACAAACAGAUGAAUCAAAAGUUAAAAUGCCUCAAGAUGACUCUGCAACUAGACCAACAGCAUUUAAUACCUUUUCUGGGACAACCACUAGAACCAACUCUACAGUACCCUUCACCUUCCAGUCUGACUCAAGAACUUCAGAAAGAAAAUUGCAAGGCAGCGAAAUCAAUAAUUCAUAUCCUAGGGAGGAUAAUGCUUCUAUGAAUCGGCCAACCUGGAACAUGGAAUUCGAGGAUGCUACUACUGCUGCUCAGGCAGCAGCUGAAUCAGCGGAAAAGGCCAGCUUUGCAGCCAGAGCUGCUGCUGAGCUUGCAAGCCGUGGACACAUGUCUCGUCAGAAUUCUACUGCAUCCAAUGAAUCAUCCACAUAUAGCAAGAUAUAUGAAAGACCAGAAAAUUUGAGGGCAUUUAUGGGUAAAAACACUGCUGAUGAGUCUGUAUCCAAGGGGAGUGAUGAAAUUAAAAGCUCGCAAGGGAUAAAACCUGAACAGAAACAUGUGCAGAAGGACGAGAGAGUGCAAGGGAUCUCAAGGAGAGAAGCUGCAAGGACAUCUGAUAAUGAUUAUCCAACUGGUUUGAGAGCAUUCCAUCGGUCUUCAUUACCUUCCAGUCAGGGUUUUGUUAAUGACAUUUUGGAUAGCAAUCGUCAGAAGGAUGAUCCAGAGGAUUAUAGUCAGGCUCAAAGGAUCUCAUUUGCAUCAGAAGUUGUGGAGUCUAGUCGCCGGAAUAUGAGACAUGAGAGCGUUGUAUCUAGUCAGGAGAACAUAAAUGUUGACCCGAUCAAUGAAUAUCCUUACCAUUAUGUCAGUGAUGAAGAGAAAUUAUGGAAUUCAAAUAUCUAUAGGCAUGAAAAUGAUGAAGGUAAGACUUCUAGAAUGAGUUCCUUCGGAAAUAAUCAAAAGCGAUCAACUGCAGGUUAUUCUUCUGGAGUUGUUUUUGACUACAGCUUGGAUGCUGAAGAUAGCAGUACAAUUUUUGGGAAAAAGAGAGGAACUUUGUUUGAUCAAAGUCAAGGAAAAGAACCGUCUACUUUCCAGUCAGAUAAAGUUACUUUCAGUGUAGACCUAAAUGGAAGUGGAUCCAUAGGUAGGAAUAGUGGUUCAAAGCUGCAUUUAUUUACAGAACCGCAGACUGAAGAGCAUCUGCGUCCCGAGACAAUGACAAAAGGCACUUAUCCUCCACAACCAGCUUUUGAUGUCUCAGACAGAGAAAAUACAGAGAGCGAGGAUGAAUCUACUUUCAGAUCAAAUCACACUUAUAUGCGGAAAACAAAUGAAGCUAAAGAGGCCGUUAGAAAUUCUGGAGCCUAUGAUGGAAAAAAUGGAACAGUUUCAGAUGCUGAUGAUAAAUUCUACAACAGAUAUGGGGCAGAUAGUGUUCCUGAUAGUCUUCCAUCUCUAAGAAGUGAUAAAGCUCCUAGCAAUUUAAAUCUGUCAGUUCGAACUCCAUCUUUUAGCUCAAGUGACGAAGAAGAGCCGCAGCCUUUGCGCUUAACUAAAAGACAGCCAACAAAGAGAACUGAAGCUAAGGAGAAAUCAAGAAUGCAACCGAUACGUUUGGACACUGAAACUUCAGAAAUUUCAAAUGAGUUCAUCAAUGAAGGUGGGCAAGGAAUAAACUUUGGGAGGUUGACUGUUGGAUUUAAACAGAGAAGUUUUCCUCGCCCGCCUUAUAUUAAGAGCACUGCUGUUGAUUCUUCACAUUUGUCUGAUAAGCAAUCGGCAAACUUUCAAGUUGCAGAUCAGGAAAGAUACAAUCAGCAAUCAUAUCCAAGAGCUUAUGCAUCCAAGUCAAGAACUUCUGGAGUUUCAAUAAAUUCUCACUCUGAAACUGCAGAAAAACUAGCAGCAAACUGUUCUGCUGAAGAUACUUAUGACACGGAUAAGAGACACUUCGUUCCCCAAAAUGCCAAGAUUACAGACGUAGAUGUUCUGGCUCAGGAGUCAUAUUAUACGAAGUCACGCAGGAAAGGUUACAAGGAAAUAAGCUCAAAUUUCCAGGGAGAUGAUCCAGUCGGUAAUGAACAUACUCAUUAUGUUAGACGCUACAGUGGAAGUACUUCAAACCAACAACAGCAGAGCAUUCAUAUUUCCCCUGAGGUCGAUAAAAAGCAAGUGAAAUCUAGUAGGGAGUCAAGCUCAAGGAUGGCAUACUUAGACUCGGAUGCUAGUGAAGCAAAAUUGGAGCCAGAUUAUAUUACUGGCAGUAGGGUUGAGCUUUCUCACAGGACAAGGGAUGAGCAAUCACAGUCUAACAAUAGUUUUUCUGGAGUUACUGAACCUCUUUCAAGUACAAAUUAUGAUGCAGUAACAGUUCAAGGGGAGGUAAGUUCUAAUAAGCCUGUAAAGAAAAAUCCAUCAUCACCAAAGCAGACAUCAUCAAUCCUUGAGGAACUUUCAAAGUCACAACUUGAUGCAACCGAUAAUGGAGUUCUCAAACACAAAGGGGAUACAAAGUAUUCUAUUUCAAGUGGAGAAUCAGUGUCCCGUGAGAGCUCACUCCAAAAGGCUUCUCAUACUCAUCCAAAGCUUCCUGAUUAUGAUUCUCUUGCUGCUUAUUUUCAUUCACUGCGAACAAAUCGGCGCUAACUAUUUAGAUAUUUCACUUUUUAUAUUUGCUCUUUUCUUUCAUUUCAUGUGGCUAUAGUUGGGUGAUUCAUUUGCGAAUUAUUUCGAUUCAUUUGAGAUGUACAGGAUCCUGUCAUCUGGUUUUUAUGAUUGUUCAUUAGCUGAUGUACAUCCUUUUUUCACAGUACCAUACGAACCAAUAAUUUUGUUAUUGAAAUGAGAUUUGUUACCGUGUAGUUUUGCA